GUUUAAAGAGACGCUUUUACAACAGAUAACGAAAUGGACUUGUUCCUGUUGCAGUUGGAGGUCUAAGUCCAGGUGAUGAUUUCUAAUCCAAACAUCAAGGACUACUGAAUAUAUAUGUAAACAUACUAUCUAAAGUUCAAUGAUGGAUCAAAAUCAACAUUUAACUAACUCCCCAGAGACCCUGUCUUCAAGUGAAAGAAAAUCCAAGUGUUGUGAUGGAUUUAAGAUGUUUUUGGCAGCCCUGUCCCUUGGCUACAUUUGUAAAGCACUGGGAGGAGUGAUUAUGAAAAGUUCCACCAUUCAAAUAGAAAGGAGAUUUGAAAUAUCAUCAUCUGUCGUUGGCUUGAUUGAUGGAAGCUUUGAAAUGGGAAAUUUACUAGUCAUUGUAUUUGUAAGUUACUUUGGGUCCAAACUAAACCGACCAAAGAUAAUUGGAAUUGGUUGUUUCAUUAUGGGACUUGGAAGUAUUUUUACUGCUUUGCCACAUUUCUUCAUGGGAUAUUAUAGAUAUUCCAAAGAUUUCUCUGCUAAUCCAUCAAGCAAUUUAACAUCAAGUUUACCAGUAUGUUUACCCAACCAAAAUGUGUUACUCAAUAGAACCUCAACUAACAUGGUAGGAAAAGGUCAUGAAAAGGAAUCUGGUUCAUACAUGUGGGUAUUUGUUCUACUGGGUAAUAUGCUUCGUGGCAUUGGUGAAACCCCCAUAGGACCUUUGGGGAUUUCUUACAUUGAUGAUUUUGCUCAAGAGGGACAAUCUUCUUUUUAUUUAGGUAUCUUAAAUGGAGUUGCAAUGAUUGGUCCAAUCUUUGGCUUUUUGAUGGGAUCUGUGUUUUCUAAAAUGUAUGUGGAUAUUGGCUAUGUAGAUCUGAGCACUAUAAGAAUAACUCCUAAGGACUCGCGUUGGGUUGGUGCUUGGUGGCUCAGUUUUCUUGUGUCUGGACUUUUAGCCAUUAUUUCUUCCAUACCCUUCUUUUUCCUGCCCAAAAGUUUACAUAAGCAUAACGAAAGAAAAACUUCAGUCUCUUUGCAUCAACUCAAACCAAAUGACGAAAAGACUCAAACAGUUGAUUCAACCAACAGCUCUAGGGAAAACGUGACUGAAAGUCUGGCUGGUAAGGUGCUUUAUAACUGCAGUUGUAUAGAAGAAAUUGGUUUUAAGAAUAAAAAUAACUCAGCAACUUUGGGUGAAUGCCCAAGAAAUUAUCAGUGUAAAAAAAAAUUUUAUGUGUAUAUAGCAAUCCAAGUUCUUUCUAGUCUUGUAUCUUCAUUAGGACAUAUCCCAAUUCUCAUGAUGAUUUUUAAAAAUGUUCAACCUGAACUGAAGUCUCUGGCAGUGGGUUUUCAUUCGCUAAUUAUCCGAGCACUAGGAGGGAUUCCAGCUCCAAUAUAUUUUGGGAUUCUGGUAGAUAAAGCUUGUUUGAAGUGGUCUAUAAAUCGCCAUGGGAAGCAAGGAUCCUGCAGAGUCUAUAACUCUGAAUUUUAUGGAUAUACCUUCUUGGGCUUGACGAUGAUCUUAAAAUUCUCAUCACUUUUCAUAUAUUUUCUAUUAAUUUCUGCUAUGAAGAAAAAGUAUCAAGGAGAAGAUGCCAAGACAUUAGAAAAUGGCGGAAAAGUCACAAAUGAAGUGAACACGGAUUCCUUAGAAAAGGAAGGACAUUUAUUCCCCUCCCGCAGGGUGCACAAGGACACAGUUAUGUAAAGGAGUAAAUGGACCUUUGUUACUCUUUUCAACCAUGUUUUAGUAAAACAAUUAGGUAAUUGUUUUAGUAAUUCAGAAAUAUGUUAUUUUUUGAGCAAUUCUGAGCUCUUCUGAACACUGAACCACUUAUGGAUAUGUACUAAUUAAAUAAAAAAUAA
Molecule: messenger RNA, 1857 nt
Organism: Suncus etruscus (white-toothed pygmy shrew)
Lineage: Eukaryota; Metazoa; Chordata; Mammalia; Eulipotyphla; Soricidae
Gene: SLCO1B3
Product: solute carrier organic anion transporter family member 1B3
Exons: 13
Coding region: 140-1699 (519 amino acids)
Biological process (GO): sodium-independent organic anion transport; transmembrane transport
Cellular component (GO): membrane
Source: RefSeq, a predicted model, not a curated record